AUGAACACAGACCAAAAGCAGGACCAUACGGCCUACCAGGAGCCGCAGGCAAUCCAGGAACUAGGCGCACCUGCAGAAGGCCUCGACGCCGGGUCAGACACGGGCUACACCACAAACCAGCAUCCGUACGAGAAGGUGCAGGCACAUCCUGCUACGAACACCCCACUCGUCGCGCCUCCUUCGUACGGCGGCACCGCUCGCGGCCACGGCCAGGAGGCGAAGCUGUGCAAGGUGCAGCGCAAGUGGCAGGAGGAGCUGCGGGAUGCGCAGAUGAGCGACACGAAGGUCGCGAGCUGGAAGGGGCUCAAGAGCAAGGCGACGAAGGGCAUCAGCCGAGCAAUCAACCGUACGACGGCAGUAUUUUGA
Dichomitus squalens LYAD-421 SS1 is the source of this 366-nucleotide messenger RNA. RefSeq lists its product as uncharacterized. The record is from RefSeq and is a predicted model, not a curated record. The transcript is spliced from 2 exons. Lineage: Eukaryota; Fungi; Basidiomycota; Agaricomycetes; Polyporales; Polyporaceae. The coding region runs from base 1 to 366 and encodes 121 amino acids.